AUGGAAAAGGACUCCAAGGUCUCUCGUGCCUUGAAGGCACUUGAGGUCCGUCACGAACCUGGCCUCACCGAUGUCCAACUCAUGCUCAGCAACGAAGACCUGAAACCUGUCGAACCCGAACGUAGACAAUGGGGUGCAUGGCACUUCGUCGCCUUCUGGAUGGCCGACUCUUUCAACAUCAACACAUGGAUGAUCUCAAGCGCCAGCGUCCAAGACGGUCUCUCAUGGUGGCAGUCAUGGAUCUGUGUUUGGAUCGGAUACUCUAUCGCCGCCGUUUUCGUCGUUCUCACUGGCCGUAUCGGAGCAAAAUACCACAUCUCUUUCCCAGUCGUCUCUCGAUCCAGUUUCGGUAUCUGGGGAGGUCUAUGGCCAGUCUUCAACCGCGCAGCCAUGGCUUGUGUUUGGUAUGGCGUACAAAGCUGGAUUGGAGGCACUUGUGUCUACCUCAUGAUCCGCAGUAUCUGGCCUAGCUGGGACAAGUACCAGCUCGGUGGACCCAAGAACUCGUUGCCCGAGUCUUCUGGCACCAACACUCGUGAUUUCGUCAGCUUCUUCCUCUUCUGGCUAUGCUCUCUGCCUGCACUGUGGUUCCCCGUCCACAAGAUCCGCCAUCUUUUCACAGUCAAGUCGAUCGUUGCACCUGCUGCUGGCAUUGCCUUCUUCAUCUGGGCUAUUGUGAGAGCACACGGUCUGGGCCCUAUCGUUCGUCAGCCUGCUAAGCUCGAGGGUGGUGAGCUCGCAUGGACUAUCGUCAAGGGUAUCAUGAGCGCCAUCGCCAACUUUGCUGCCUUGAUCAUGAACAACCCAGACUUCAGCAGAUUCGCCAAGCGCCCCGAGAGCGCCAUGCUUUCUCAACUCAUCACCAUCCCCGUCGGUUUCGCCGUAACCUCGUUCAUCGGUAUCAUCGUCUCCUCUUCUUCUGCCGUCAUCUACGGUUCACCCGUCUGGUCGCCCUUGACACUCCUCGAAAACUUCCUCAACGAUGCCAACGUCAGCGGAGCCACACGCUUCGGUGUCUUCGUCAUCGCUGCCGCCUUCUCUCUCGCUCAACUCGGUACAAACAUCGCUGCCAACUCCGUCUCUGCCGGUACAGACAUGACGGCUCUGUUCCCUCGCUUCUUGUCCAUCAGACGCGGCAGUUACAUCUGCGCGAUCGUAGGUCUCUGCAUGUGCCCUUGGAACCUGAUGAGCUCGAGCAACAACUUCACCACAUACCUCUCUGCCUACAGCGUGUUCCUGUCGUCGAUUGCCGGCGUCAUGGUCUGCGAUUACUACCUCGUCCGCAAGGGAUACCUGCAAGUCAGGAACUUGUACUCGGCAGACAAGACUGGACCAUACUACUUUACUUACGGUGUGCACUGGAGAGCCUAUGCCUCCUACAUCGCCGGCAUCCUCAUCAAUGUCGUUGGCUUUGCCGGUGCAGUGGGUCAGAAGGUCCCCAAGGGCGCAACAUACAUCUACGACCUCAACUACUUCUGCGGCUUCUUCAUUGCAGCCAUCACGUAUUGGUGUUUGUGCAAGGUGUCGCCUAUCCCUGCGACUAGCGAGACGUGGCUUGAGGUUGAUGAUGAUGGUGAGCCCAACAGCUUGGCAUACGAUGGACAGUAUGAUGAGGAAGCUAUAGGUGAUAUGGCCGAGGAUGGGAAGAAGCCUGACACCAAGGUCGUGCAGUACUGA
Molecule: messenger RNA, 1677 nt
Organism: Aureobasidium namibiae CBS 147.97
Lineage: Eukaryota; Fungi; Ascomycota; Dothideomycetes; Dothideales; Saccotheciaceae
Product: uracil permease
Exons: 2
Coding region: 1-1677 (558 amino acids)
Biological process (GO): transmembrane transport; nucleobase transport
Cellular component (GO): plasma membrane
Molecular function (GO): nucleobase transmembrane transporter activity
Source: RefSeq, a predicted model, not a curated record